AUGGGAAAAGGAACGGAUAAGCUUUACAUCACACACUCCGAAUGGGCUUCGGAGGAUGCCUUCUCAGCCAGUGCGGGCGCUGGUGUUGGCAAGGCUAGACGUGGUGGACCUCAUGCAGCAUUCAAGCGCCUCCCGUUCAAUUUCUGUUCCCUGUCACUCCAGCCCUUCGCCCACCCGGUUUGCACACACAAAGGUGUCAUUUUUGACCUGACCAAUAUUCUCCCAUGGAUCAAGAAGCACGGGACAAACCCAGUCGAUGGGUCGCCGCUGAAGAGCUCCGAUCUCGUCAAGCUUACGAUCGCGAAGAAUGAGGAGGGCGAGUACGUUGAUCCGGUGACGUAUAAGGUCCUAACGGAUAAUACCCAUAUUGUCGCGCUACGGAAUACGGGAAAUGUGUUCUCCUGGGACACUGUCGAACGCCUCAAUAUCAAGGGGAAGCUCUGGCGCGAUCUUGUUACCGACGAAGAGUUCAGCCGCAAAGACAUCAUCACCUUACAAGAUCCACAAAAUAUCGAAUCUCGUGAUCUUAGCUCGUUCAAUUACCUGAAAGAGGGCCAGACGGAAUUUCUGGAGGAGCAACAGGCCUCCGCUAGUGUCAAUACCAAUGCGCUGGGAAGUUCGGCAAAGAUCUUGAAAGCCAAGGAAGCUGUCGCAAAAGCGCGUGCGGACCGAGCAGAGAAGGAGGCUAGCUCUGCUGGUUCAAAAGCACACUCCAAGACAGGGGCUGUGACUUCGGCCACCAAACCGGGAGCCUCUCAACCUGGAAAGCCUACACCCUACAACGCCGCACGGUUUACUACUGGCAAAGCUGCAGCCUCUUUCACCAGCACUGGACUGACUCCUCAUACCUCAGCGGAGCUAGCACUUCUAUCUGAGGAGGAGUACAUGCUGAAGCGGGGUCGAGUAAAGGGUAAGGGUUAUGCCCGCAUUGUGACCACUGCAGGUCAUUUGAAUUUGGAGCUGUACCCCGAAUAUGCCCCGAAGGCCGUGUGGAAUUUCAUCCAGCUUGCCAAGAAGGGUUACUACAAGGAUGUCACCUUCCAUCGGAACAUUAAAGGCUUCAUGCUCCAAGGCGGUGAUCCUACGGGCACUGGCCGAGGCGGCGAGAGUGUCUGGGGCAAAUACUUUUCUGAUGAGUUCGAUGGGCCAUUGAAGCACGACGCGCGAGGCACCUUGAGCAUGGCCAACAAGGGUAAAAAUACCAACAGCAGUCAGUUUUUCUUUGCGUACCGAGCCCUGCCUCACCUUGAUCGCAAGCAUACUGUCUUUGGCCGGCUCAUCGAUGAUCCCACGCCGUCAUCUACUACGCUCAACGCCCUUGAAACCCACCCGGUGGAAGCAAAUACUAACCGACCUAUCCCGGAAAUUCGUAUCAAGGAAGUCACCGUGUUUGUGGAUCCAUUCGAGGAUUUCCUCAACCAGAAGCGUGCAGAGGAGGCCAAAAAUGGUACUCCUACCAUGGAAGAGGAUGAAACUACUCGUCGUGUGGACGACGAGCGCAUGACUUGGACAGGAAAGCGAGUGCGUGGCCCUGGUGCUCAACCGAACGAGAGUGCUCCCAGCGGAGUUGGAAAGUAUCUCCAGGCUGCCCUGGCCGACCGUGGAGAAGAAGAUGAGAUUGUUGAAUUUGUUGAUGAAGAGCCUGUUCCGGAACCUGCUCGUAAGAAGGUGAAAGGUACAGGUGGCUUUGGAGACUUUAGUUCAUGGUAG
Molecule: messenger RNA, 1710 nt
Organism: Penicillium longicatenatum
Lineage: Eukaryota; Fungi; Ascomycota; Eurotiomycetes; Eurotiales; Aspergillaceae
Product: PPIL2 family peptidylprolyl isomerase
Exons: 3
Coding region: 1-1710 (569 amino acids)
Biological process (GO): protein polyubiquitination; protein folding; protein peptidyl-prolyl isomerization
Cellular component (GO): catalytic step 2 spliceosome
Molecular function (GO): ubiquitin-ubiquitin ligase activity; peptidyl-prolyl cis-trans isomerase activity
Source: RefSeq, a predicted model, not a curated record